This is a messenger RNA of Spirometra erinaceieuropaei, 4052 nucleotides long. NCBI's taxonomy places the organism in Eukaryota, Metazoa, Platyhelminthes, Cestoda, Diphyllobothriidea, Diphyllobothriidae. The record is from the annotation of a GenBank genome assembly.
AUGACGACGAAGGUGUCAUCCACACACAAAGAAAGUCUCAACACCGUCUUCCCGGACAUUCAAUUUACGAUGGAGGAGGAGGAGGUGGAGGAGGAGGAGGAGGAGGAGGAGGAGGAGGAGGAGGAGGAGAAGGAGGAAAACAACCAGCUGGCCUUCCUGGAUCUCCUCGUCUGCCGCAAAGAUUGUGGUGGCCUAAAAACCAAAGUGUUCAGGAAAGCGACAAAUACGACGCAAAUAGUGAAUUUCAACAGCAACCACCCAAUCAGUCACAAACGCAGUUGCGUAAGGGCGCUAUACCGGCGUGUUGUGACGCACUUCAGAGAAAUGGAAGACAAGGUUGCUGAAUUACAAUAUCUUCGACGGGUAAUGAGAGACAAUGGUUACCCGCGCAACUUUGUCAACCAGUGCAUACGAAAACGACACCAGAGAUCAAAUCCAACCGGCCCCAAAUUUUGGCGGGCUCUUCCGUACGUGAAGAACGUCUCGGAAGCCUUUAGUCGUCUUCUCACUCCACUUGGAGUUGGGGUUGCACACAGGCUGGAAGCGACCAUCAGGCGCCAUGUCAUGAGGCCAAAAGACCCGCUGCCACGACAGGAAACGUCUGGAGUCGUUUACCGGAUCUGAUUUAGUUGCGGACAAAGCAACUAUGUCGGAGAGACUGGAGGAUUACUCCGUACGCGAAUUGCCGAGCACGCACCAGCAGUGAGGUGGGGAGACGUUAGCUCUCAGGUGGCGGCACACUUGACGGGACCCAGCCAUAUUUUCAAAUUUCAAGAGGUCAAAAUCCUCGCAAGGGGUGACAACCGCUUGAGCCUCGAGCUGCUCGAGUCAUGGUUCUCGGGCCCGCAAUCCAUCAACAAGCGCAAUGACCUUCCGGUACCAUAAUCCGGGGUGAGAUUUUCCCUGGGCAGGAGAAUCAGUCACGUGGGAAGGGCGCGGGCGAGUAAUUAUCACGGUGACAGUGAGCCACUUUGCCGAGCAAUCGUCACACCAGCAUCGAGCACGGAUGACGAAAUCGCGGCAAUUAACAACUCGGACUCGGACCGCCAAGCCACCGCCGCAUCAAUUACGACCCCAGCGGCGAUUGUGAGAACUGUUAAUUGCAGUGCGCAUACGGUCCCACGGCAGCCACGUGCUAUAAAUACUGCACUUCUUGUGCCACCAUCACCUUUAUCUGCGAAUGUCUCUGAUGAUGGAUUCGAGUGAGAAUCCGAAACGUCAGGCCAAUAAAUUUCUUGUUCCAGUGCUCGCAUCAUCGUCUUCUGAACUGCUACCUGGAACUCGCCUGUUCGUUUCUAUCAGUACCUGCAGACUCUUUACUCCAACUCCUGGAUCUCUGUCUGCACGCAAACUUUUCCUUCACCAAACAAUGCUAUCAACAAUCGAAAGGCGAUACCAUAUAUUCACCCGUAUCCAGUUUCGUGGCGAAGGUCAUAAUGAAGACAUCAGAAGUUACGGCUCUACCCACAGUUAAUCCAAAACUCCGGCUGCGCUAUGUACAGUACAUGACCUAUGUCCUGGAACCUGAUAACGGAAACUGAUGUGAGAAUUUCUGGAGGUGUUUAACUAUGCGCACUUUGCCUGCUCAUCCAGUGCCUUCAAUGAAAUGUCCUUUCCUUGUGGAGGAAUUGUGUUUACGCAAUUAUAUCCAGCAAUAUAUCAAUAAAUUUUGGUGAAAAUGGACGUUGCAAUAUAUUCGUGCAACUACGUUUUUAACUCCUUGAAAGUUUUGCUUAAUUAACACAGAUAUUGGAUCGACGAAUUGGUGUCGGUUUGUGAGUAAUUGGCAAUCAUUUGCAAAUUUCGACACAUUUCAUGAGUUAGGCCGCAUACUGUAGAUGACACUUGUCAUCGUCAGGAAAAAUCAGUUUAAUCUGCUCCAUACCGCUAGGGUCUACCAGAUGAGUCAUAAGCACUUCAUCGAACCGAAGUCUAUCAGUGCCUUGCCACCAGCCAUUCGUUGUUGCUGCAGAUCGGGGCUUUAUUCACUUAGGAAUGGGCGCACACCGUUCCACGGGCAUCCCGAAGCAAACAAGAUUCGAGGCACCGCUGAAGUUCGGCUCGAUGAAGUGCCUAUGACACAGGCGAAUUUGUAUCCAGCUUCAGCGUAUUCAAGACAACUAGGGACAUGUGGUCGCACCUUUUUACAGUUCCGCACAAUUACUUCACGUCUGAGGGCGGCCUGGGGAAUCAGAGUUGAAUAUUCACGAAAUUGAGUUUGUAACCUUUCCUAAAGAACUUAUUUCCUCCCUAGUAUGCCAAUUUCUAUUUCAUACGUAGUCAGUGAAAUAUUAGCCCAAAUUCUUAAGUGCGAUUUCGAGUGGGAAACAUUAAUUAGGUAGGACUGUAAGGUUGAUUAUAUUGCGACGCAAUCCCGUAGCAUUAAAGACUCAUCAAAGUGUUGUCUUUUGAAUGCUCUUGGUUUCCGUCACCUGCUAAAACCACAUGCGGCAAAAACGGAUAUUUAAGUAGUAUGCAUUUUGCCAUCGGUUUUCAAUACUCAUGUAAAUUCAAAUAUGCUUUGUAGAAAGCUCCAUAAAAAUAUAACUGCUUAUAUUUAUUUGGUAGCAAAUCAUAUCGUCCUCAAUUUUUGCGCCUGAAGAAAGGGUAUCUUCUAGUCUUGAAGAAGUUCUCCAAUUCCCGACUAAUUUUGAAUUCGAUCUGCCGUUGCGCUGUUGCUUGGGACUUUCAGUCUACAAGCCGUAUACUUACCGUGUAAAGAAGAACACAUGUUCCUUUAUGCUACUAAGAAAAUACCAUAGGGGGCUCAUCAAGUGCUGCAACGAAUGUGGCCUAAUAAGGAACGUUAUUAAACAGACAGAUACGGCGCUAUUCGGAUGGAAAUUGCACGACCCAAAAAACACAUGAUUGCAAAUAUUUUUAAAACCGAAAGAUACCCUUUCUUCGAGUGUAAAAUUUGCGAAAAAUGUAAUAUGCCACCAAAUGAGUACAAGAACGAAUACUUUUGUGCGUGUUUUCUGGAAAAAGAUAUUUGAAUUUACAAGGGUGUCGAAAUUCGAUGUAAAAAUGCAUUCUUCUUAAGUAUUCAUUUUUACCGAGUGUUUUUUGCAGAGAGCUGAAAAAAAGUGCAUUAAAAAGUUGACAUCCUGGCGUAUCCAAAAUAUUACGAAAUUAUACCUCAAGAUAAUCACUACUACAGCCCGACCAAAGUAAUUAUUCCUAAUCGAAAACGCAUCUCAGAACUCGGGUUAACAUUUAAUAAGAUCGGUCACUGAUUUCAAGAACGGCACGAUCACUCAUCUCUACAAGCGGAAUAGCAACCGCCAACUUUGCGACAACAACAGAGGCAUCUCCCUCCUUAACAUCGCCUGGAAAAUCUUCGCUCUCAUACUUCUCAACCGUCUGAACAACCAUCUGGAAGAAGUCUCAAGCCGGAAAUCCAGUGCGGCUUCCUUCGACAUCGCGGCACCACCGACAUGAUUUUGGCCGCCCGCCAAAUAAAGGAGAAAUUUCAGAAGAAGUGGAUCCAGCUAUACUUCACCUUCGUUGGUUUGACGAAAGCCUUCGACACGGUGAAUUGUGAAAGACUGUGCAAAAUCAUGAAGAAAUUCGGCUGUUUCGAACGACCACUCAGAUAGUGUGUCGGCUCCACGAUGGCAUGACUGCAUGCGUCGCGGACACUAAAGCCGUCUCAGAGCCAUUCGCAGUGACCAGCGGAGUGAAGCAGGGCUGCUUCCUCGCGCCUACCGUGACGAACUUCUGGUAGCGUGGAUCCACGACUUCCUUCAAUGAACUUCUCCCCCACAGAAGGGGAUAUGCAAAGGAGCAUGGACCUUUUCGCCGCAGCCCGCGACAAAUUUGGCCUCAAAACGAUGGUUACGCACCAAUCGCCACCAAACGCUGGAUACAACCCUCCACGGAUCACAGUCAAAGACAACCAACUCCAACCCGUGGACAACUUCGCCUAUCUAGGAAGCCCACUCUUCCACAACAUAAAAAUCGACGAUAAGGUAGCCGCCGGCUCUCCCAAGUCAGCCCUUCCCUCGGCCGCUUCAAGCCCCUGUGUAAAAUCGGCACGGUCUUCAACUUAA